AUGACUGAAGAAUCUGCAGUUAAAGUCUGUGUCAGGAUUCGUCCAUUAAUACAAAGGGAAGAAGCAAGUGCGGAAAGCGCAGAGCAAGUCCCUUUCUACUGGAAAGCUGAUAAACAAACUGUAUGUCAGAUCGAUGAUGGCAAUGUUUCUAAGAGUUUCAGUUUUGACAGAGUCUUUACUGCUGAAGAAUCAACCAAUCAGCUUUACCAAGACAUUGCAAAGCCACUUGUUGUCUCUGCUGUUGAAGGCUACAAUGGGACAAUAUUUGCCUACGGGCAAACGUCAUCUGGAAAGACUUUUACCAUGAUGGGGAGCAGUCGUGAGCCCGGAGUGAUACCGUUGGCCAUGGAAGAUGUCUUCAAGACUAUUAAAAAUUGUCCAAAGAAGGAGUUCCUUCUGCGAGUAUCCUACAUGGAGAUCUACAAUGAGACCGUUACAGACCUGCUCUGUGAUAGCUGGAAAAGGAAGCCUUUGGAAAUUCGUGAAGGGAACUAUAAAAAUGUUUAUGUGGCUGAUUUGACUGAGGAAUUGGUUACGUCUGCUGAACAAGCAAUCAGCUGGAUCAAAAAAGGCGAAAAGAAUCGACAUUAUGGGAAGACCAAAAUGAACGAGCGUAGCAGUCGGUCUCACACCAUUUUCCGAAUGAUUUUGGAAAGUCGUGAGAGAAGUGACCCUGCUGCGGGUGAAAAUGCAGAUGGUGCCAUCAUUGUGUCACAUCUGAACUUGGUUGACCUGGCUGGUGCUGAAAGGGCAAGUCAGACAGGAGCUGAAGGCGCACGACUCAAAGAAGGAUGCAAUAUAAAUCGGAGUUUGUUCACCCUUGGGCAGGUGAUCAAGAAGUUAUCUGAUGAAAAUCAGGGCGGCUUCACAAAUUACAGGGACAGUAAACUUACUCGAAUUCUCCAAAACUCACUGGGUGGCAAUGCUAAAACUGUGAUCAUCUGCACUAUUACUCCAGCUACUGUAGACGAGACACUCAGCACUCUGCAGUUUGCCAGUACAGCAAAGCGCAUGAAGAAUGAUCCUCACGUCACAGAGGUUUCCGAUGAUGGAGCCCUGUUGAGAAGAUACAGAAACGAAAUUGUGGACCUCAAAAGGCGCCUACAGGAGGUCUCAUCAGUUACGCAGACAACCGUAACCGAGAAAGCGGUUUUGGCCCAGUUGUUGCAAGAAAAGGAUCAACUCCAAAGAGAACAAGAAGACAGGAUUAGAAACCUGACCAGAAUCAUUGUUACCUCUAAAAACUUUGAUGCUGUUGAAAAGAAGAUUCCAAAGAGAAGAGUUACAUGGGGAGGCAAGCUUCUGAGGUCUGUGCAACCAGAUGACUUUCAUAUUGGUGAUGCAGAGUUUGGUCCCCCAGAGCCAUUUGUCAAAAAGAGAAAAACUGACCUGUCUACUUUGCGUGAAAAUGAUGAGGAUGGUGAGGAGUUCGCUUCUGGCUGGGAAAUCCCAGAAGACGUCCCGUUUGACAUUGAAAUGAAUCAGAGCAAUGUGACCAUGCGCAGUUUGUGCUUCUCGGACAGUGAUUUUGUCUCCCCCAUACGGGCGGAUGAACUGUCUGAGAAGAUAGCCAGCCUGGAGCUGCAGCUACAGACGGAGACACAGCAGAAGCAGGAAGCUGUGGAGAUGAGUGCAUCUCUGGAGAGGAGGGUGGCUGAGCUGGAGAGAGAGCUUGAGGCCAAAGCACAGGAAAUACCCCACGAUGUACAGGAGGAGUACAAGAAGGAUCUGGGAGAUACUAUCCAGCUGUGUGAGGCUCUUGUGUCUGAGAAGAACAUACUUACUGCUGAACGUGAUCUCCUUCAGCGGGAGUAUGAUGUCUUGCGGGAGGAGAACCAGAUCCUGUCACAGGAGAAGGAGCACCUUCAGAAGGAAAUUGAAGAGCACAGAGAGUUGCAGGAGUUCAGAGAACUGGAACAAGAGAGCACCAAACAAUGCGAGGCUGAGCUAGUGAAUGAGAUCUCCAGUUUAAAGAAAGCGGCAGAGAAAUCUGCCAUAUCUAUCCAAAAGCUUGAGGCUGAUAUGGCUGCACUGUCAGCUGAACUAAAACGGAAGGAGGAAUGGAUCGAAGAACUGCAGAGUCUUAAUGACAAGGACUUGGUUCAGCAGAUCCAGCAGUUGAAACAGUCUCUGCAGGAUGCAGAGACUCUGAGUAUUGACACAAAGAAGGAAUGGGCCUUCCUGCGCAGUGAGAAUCUCUCGCUGAAGGAGAGGGAUACAACAAUGACUGCGGACUACGAGAAGAUGAAGGCCGAGGUGACAGCCCUGUCCAGGAAGCUGGAGGCAGAAAACGCCCGCUUUAAGAAGAUGCAGGCAGAUCUGCAGAAGGAACUACAAGGGGCAUUUGAGGAGAACACCAAGCUGACCACCCUUCUGGAUGGAAAAGUCCCCAGAAAUCUCAUUGACAGCAUUCAACUGGAAAGAACAGUCUCUGAUCUGAAGAAAGAGCUUGAGAUGUACCAGGGCCGGGAGAGGUCCUUGCAGACUAAGCUGGAGGAGCUGGAGGCAUUCAAGGACCUCCCAGCCCAAGUGGACAAUUUGAACAAAAAGAUUUGCAGCCUUACUGAAGAGCUUGCUGCUGUCCAGACUGAGAGGGAUGGUCUGCUGUCUGUUCAGGCUGGCACUGAUGCAGAAAUGCAGAGACUGACAGGGGAGGCUCAGCAAGCCCAGGAUGAGCUGGCUGACACCCGAGCCAAGCUGACUGAGGCAGAGAUGAGGGGAGACCAUGUGACCCAGCAGCACUUGGAUGCCACCAAACAACUUGAGGGACUGGGAGAGGAGUUGGAGCACCUCAGAGAGGAAAAACGGCAGCUUCUCAGCACCUUGGAGGAACUAAACUUGAAUUUGGAGAAGAGCAGAGAAAAUGAGAGGUCUAUUGAAGAAAAGCUAUGUGAACAACAACUUUUCAUGAAAGACUUGGAGAAGAAAAUUGCCGACGAUCAACAGUCAUUCAAGCACACAGAAGAGCACUUCAGUGAUCUUUCGAAACAACAUCAAGACCAGAUCCAGCAGCUGGCUGUGGAGCUGGAGGGAGUGAGAGAGGAGAGGAGCCAGCUGGAGAAAGACCUGCAGGAGAACAUGGAGAUGAUGAAGCAACUGAAAGAGGAGCUGGAGUCGCUGCGCAGUGAGAGAGACGCCUUGCAGUCUGAGAGAACAGCCACAGCUCAGAUACCAGAGGAGGAACUGGAGAAGUUCCGCUCACACUUGACCUCCAUCACUGAGGAGAGAGACCAGCUCCAGCAGAUACUGGAGGGAGUGAGAGAGGAGCGGAACCAGCUGAACAGUGACUUGCAGGAGAAGGAGGAGAUGGUUGUACAGGUCCAGGAGGAGCUGAGACAGCAACAGCAUCUACAAUCUGAACAGCAGGCCCUGAGAGAGGAAGAGCAGGCCCAACUCCAACAGCAAAUCCAGCAGCUGAGUGAGGAGCUGGAGGGAGUAAAGGAAGAGAAGAACCAGCUAAAGGUUGAUCUGCAGGAGAAUGUAGAGAUGAUGAUUGAAAAUCAGGAGGAAUUGAGAGCGGCUCAAGAGAAAAUCAGAAAGCAGCAAGAAACUGUGAAAGACUUGGAGACCCAGAUUUCCCAGCUGCAGUCAAGGCUGCUGAACAGCAAUGUGGCUGAAGAGAGCCUACCUGACCUGGAGAACCUCAACGAUAAAAUAAAGCAACUGAAUGAGGAGCUGGAGUCGCUGCGCAGUGAGAGAGACUCUCUCCAGUCUGAGAGAACAGCCACAGCUCAGAUACCAGAGGAGGAACUGGAGAAGUUCCGCUCACACUUGGCCUCCAUCACUGAGGAGAGGGACCAGCUCCAGCAGAUACUGGAGGGAUUGAGAGAGGAGCGGAACCAGCUGAACAGUGACUUGCAGGAGAAGGAGGAGAUGAUGGUACAGAUCCAGGAGGAGCUGAGACAGCAGCAGCAUCUCAGCUCAGAACAGCAGGCCCUGAGGGAGGAAGAGCAAGCUCAACUCCAACAGCAAAUCCAGCAGCUGGGUGAGCAACUGGAGGGAAUGAGAAAUGAGGGGAACCAGUUGAAGAGGGACCUCCAGGAGAAGGAGGAGAUGUUGGUACAGGUCCAGGAGGAGCUGAGACAGCGGCAGCAUCUCAGCUCAGAACAGCAGGCCCUGAGGGAGGAAGAGCAGGCUCAACUCCAACAGCAAAUCCAGCAGCUGGGUGAAGAACUGGAGGGAAUGAGAGGUGAAAAGAGCCAGCUGAAGAGGGACCUCCAGGAGAAGGAGGAGAUGAUCCAGCAGCUCGGUGAAGAGCUAGAGGGACUGAGAGAGGAGAAGAACCAGCUAAAGGUUGAUCUGCAGGAGAAUGUAGAGAUGAUGAUUGAAAAUCAGGAGGAAUUGAGAGCGGCUCAAGAGAAAAUCAGAAAGCAGCAAGAAACUGUGAAAGACUUGGAGACCCAGAUUUCCCAGCUGCAGUCAAGGCUGCUGAACAGCAAUGUGGCUGAAGAGAGCCUACCUGACCUGGAGAACCUCAACGAUAAAAUAAAGCAACUGAAUGAGGAGCUGGAGUCGCUGCGCAGUGAGAGAGACGCCUUGCAGUCUGAGAGAACAGCCACAGCUCCGAUACCAGAGGAGGAACUGGAGAAGUUCCGCUCACACUUGACCUCCAUCACUGAGGAGAGAGACCAGCUCCAGCAGAUACUGGAGGGAGUGAGAGAGGAGCGGAACCAGCUGAACAGUGACUUGCAGGAGAAGGAGGAGAUGGUGAGAGCUGGCAGUGUGGCUGUUAUGGCUGAACAUUGAUGUUUCAUCAUCGUUUUUCUUGACACCAUUCACUGGGUGUGGAAUUAAGGAGAAAGGUUCUGUUUUCAGAUGGUACAAGUCCAGGAGGAGCUGAAACAGCAACAGCAUCUACAGUCUGAACAGCAGACCCUGAGAGAGGAAGAGCAGGCUCAAUUCCAACAGCAAAUAAAACAACUGAAUGAGGAGCUGGAGUCAGUGCGCAGUGAGAGAGAGACUCUCCAAUCUGGGAGAACAUCCACAGCUCAGAUACCAGAGGAGGAAAUGGAGAAGUUCCGCUCACACUUGGCCUCCAUCACUGAGGAGAGGGACCAGCUCCAGCAGAUACUGGAGGGGUUGAGAGAGGAGCGGAACCAGCUGAACAGUGACUUGCAGGAGAAGGAGGAGAUGGUGAGAGCUGAACGUUCAUGCUUCAUUGUUUUUCUUGACAACAUUCACGGGCUGUGGAAUUAAGGAGAAAGGUUCUGUUUUCAGAUGGUACAGAUCCAGGAGGAACUGAGACAGCAGCAGCAUCUCAGCUCAGAACAACAGGCCCUGAGGGAGGAAGAGCAGGCUCAACUUCAGCAGCAAAUCCAGCAGCUGGGUGAAGAACUGGAGGGAAUGAGAGGUGAAAAGAGCCAGCUGAAGAGGGACCUCCAGGAGAAGGAGAUGAUCCAGCAGCUGGGUGAGGAAGUGGAGGGAAUGAGAAAUGAGGGGAACCAGCUGAAGAGGGACCUCCAGGAGAGGGAGGAGAUGUUGGUACAGGUCCAGGAGGAGCUGAGACAGCAACAGCAUCUCAGCUCAGAACAGAGCCUGAGAGAGGAAGAGCAGGCUCAACUCCAGCAGCAAAUCCAGCAGCUGGGUGAGGAACUGGAGGGAAUGAGAGAUGAGAGAAACCAGCUGAAGAGAGACCUCCAGGAGAGGGAAGAGAUGGUUGCUCAGAUUCAGAACAGAUUAAUCGAUCAACAACAGCUGAAUUCGGAGCAAGAGAACAUGAGCAAACAGAAACAAGCGGAGUACCAACAACAAAUCCAGCAACUGGGAGAGGAGCUGGAGGGUCUGAGGAAGGAGAGUCAGCAGAAGGCUGAACUGGAAGAGGCCUCACAAGAGUUGCUGUCUGAAGCAAACCUGACCAUAUGUAGCCUGAAGGAGCAGAUCAGUUCCCUUGAGCAGAGAAGCAUCCAGGCGGACAAGGGAGAGCAGAGACUGCGCCACAGGCUGGAGGAAUCUGAACAGCAGCUCCAGGAAAUGUUUGAGAAAUAUCAGCGCUUCAUAGACAACGGUGUGAGCACUUCAAGGACCUUGGCUCAGCCGUUGAAAGAGGCCUCAACUGUACAGAAUGAUUUGAUGUUCAAACUGUUGCCCUGCAUUCCAAAGCCCUUGAGGAACCUGUACGUUGACUUCCGCAAGAGCACAGACAGCAUCAACGACAUCCUGUGGCGGACAGCGUGGGGUUACGCGCACGUUGCCAAGGUCUACAGAAGGCAGUUUGAGGCUGAAACCACGCAGGACGUGGCUCUCUCUGAGGAGGGCCGUCUGCAGGACCUGCUCGUCCAUUGGGCUCAGUCCCCCGGCAGCACGCUCAGCCUGAAGGCCAGCGAUAUUCAGGAGGUCUGGGACCAGAGACUCUCAGAGCUUCUGGAGAAGAGAGAGCAGCGCCUCCAGAAAAUGAAAAGUGUGUUAGUGGAGCUGGAGGAGGGCAUGGUCAAGAAUGAAGGGACCAUUUCUGCGGAGCUUCCAGAGCAGCAGAGGACCAAUGAGGAGCUGCGGGCCCUGAGCAGCGCCCUGUCCCCAGACCUCACGGCUCUGGAAAACCUGCUGGAGCAAGAGCGGGUCAGACGCACCGAAGUGCUGCAGAACAAGAAGUCCACUUUCCUGCAUGUGCAGGAGAGGUACCACCAGCUGGACAAAAGCCUGCAGAACUUUAAAGCAGAGGCUGGCCAUCAGCUGAAGGAGGAGAGGAGUAAGAGUCUGGUGCUGAUGCAAAAUCAGGAGAACAGCCCUGGAACGAGCGAGACAGACCUGUUGCAGAACAGCAAGCAGCUCCUCCUCAAACUACAGCAGUCAGAGAAGGACCUUAAGAUGAUUCAGGUUAGAGUGAAUGAGCUGGAGGAGGCCCAAGCCAAAGCAGAUGACCGCGUCUCGACCCAUAAGCAGGCCACACAGCUCCUGCAAACCAAGCUUCAGGAUGUCCGCGCCGAGCUGGAGGAGAAAGAGAACGCCGUCCAGAACCUCAAAAAGCAGCUCCAAGAUAGCCAGGUCCAGGCGCUGACUGGAAUGGCCCAGACUGUGGAGAUGGAGAAGAUGAAGAACAAACUGGUGAAAAUGGAACUGGAGCAAACCGCACUGUCCACAAAACACCAGGAGGAGAUAAAGAAAAUGAACACUUUGCUGCAGCAUAAAGAGGAGGCCUUGAGGAAGCUGAAGGAGACCCUCAGAAAAGCUCAGCAGCAGGACGAUGACUCAUUCAUGGAAAACGAGGCCAUGUGCUUCAAUGCAGCAGCCAUCACUGGAGGGCGCACUGCCCAGAGCACUGCCAUGAUGGAGAAAAACAAACCUGAAGAUGUGAAACAGCUGAAGAAAAUUGAGACUCUUGAGAGCCUGGUCCCGGGCCAGCAGGUGGAGAUGGCCAGGUGGAAAGGGAGGCCCGCCAAGCUGAAAGAGAACAAACGGGAAGCACUGAGCCUGGAGGCGCCGCUGUCUCCACACACGCCCACCAAGAAGAGCCGCCUAAUCACCUCCGAAGGCCACGUCCUGGCCUCCCCCAAGAGCAAGUUCUUCGACGCCCACUCUGUCUCCGAAUCGAUGUCCGCCAACUGCCCCAAGCAGUUCUUUGAUAACUCCAACCUCGGGACCACUCCAGGGUAA
Molecule: messenger RNA, 7590 nt
Organism: Megalops cyprinoides (Indo-Pacific tarpon)
Lineage: Eukaryota; Metazoa; Chordata; Actinopteri; Elopiformes; Megalopidae
Gene: cenpe
Product: centromere protein E
Exons: 56
Biological process (GO): microtubule-based movement; mitotic cell cycle
Cellular component (GO): microtubule
Molecular function (GO): microtubule binding; plus-end-directed microtubule motor activity; ATP binding
Source: RefSeq, a predicted model, not a curated record